Messenger RNA from Rhodamnia argentea, 1377 nucleotides. RefSeq lists its product as uncharacterized. Gene Ontology annotation, cellular component: CCR4-NOT complex. Bases 102 to 1115 code for a protein of 337 amino acids. The record is from RefSeq and is a predicted model, not a curated record. Gene Ontology annotation, molecular function: ubiquitin-protein transferase activity. Gene Ontology annotation, biological process: protein ubiquitination. The transcript is spliced from 3 exons. Lineage: Eukaryota; Viridiplantae; Streptophyta; Magnoliopsida; Myrtales; Myrtaceae.
UCUCUCUCUCUCUCUCUCUCGCCAAUCUCUCCAUCUGGAAAUUUCCUCUUGAGCGAAACGAAUUAGGGUUCUGCCGAAUCGAUCGAGCGAAGGAAGCGGCCAUGGUUUCCGAUUCGAUCACCAAUGCCUACGCCAAUUCGGCGCCGAACGCGAAGGAUUUCGCCAAGAAGAAGAGAGCCAACAGGUCGGCGAAGCUGAAGCAGUGCAAGCUCGACGCUCGUCGCGAGCAGUGGCUUUCGCAGGUCAAGAAUAAGCAAAGCAGUGAGGAUUGGAAAGGUGAGAAUCGCCAGCGAAGUGGGAGCGGCCAGUUGCUGGAGAAUUUAGAGACGAGGAGGCAGAGAGAUGACCAGAACGGAUCUGUCCACCAAGACAGUGAUUCCGAGUCUCCAUCGAACAGUCCGAUUGGUCUCACCAGUGUAUUGAGCGGCAAUCAUUUGAGUGGCAAUUGUAUUGGUAGCAGCAGCAGCUGUAGCAGUGGUAGCAGCACUGGGUGCUUUUCUGGGAGUACUACUGAAGAAGAGGAGGGAGGGGAUGAUGGGUGCUUGGAUGAUUGGGAAGCCGUGGCUGAUGCCUUAGCUGCCGAUGAAAAGCCCCAGAAUCCUCCUUUUGACCCUCCUCCCAAGGGCGAAACAGUUGGCGGAUUGCAGUCUCGAGGAGAGCACAAGGAAGAGUUGGUGGUUCCAGAUAGUUCGAGACCUGAGUGCGUUAAAAGGCCUCCGAGAACUGCCACUGCGAACAACCAAGCGUGGAGGCCUGACGAUGCUUUUCGCCCCCAGAGUCUACCCAAUUUGUCUAAGCAGUACAGUUUCCCUGACACAAACCGGCAUUAUGGUAGUGGACCCAUCCCUUGGGGGUGUAAUAAGGCUAUAUCCGCGCCCUCGUCAUGCCCCAUAUGCUUCGAGGAUUUGGACAAGACAGACUCUAGCUUCUUGCCAUGCCUGUGUGGGUUCAGGCUCUGCCUGUUCUGCCACAAGAGGAUCCUCGAGGAAGAUGGGCGUUGCCCUGGUUGUAGAAAGCCAUAUGAACAUGAGUGCAUCGAGGCAGAGCCAAGCUUGCUUGAAGGGAGUCUGACGUUCCGGCUGACUCGUUCUUGCAGCAUGAUAACCAGGACAUAGGAUGUCUACGUUGCAAAGAGUUCUGUAUGUCUGGUCUCUCUUUUUUUGAUGUGUGGAGGGUUUUAAUCGUUUUGAUGGAGUUAUAUGUGAUCAUAGGACAAUGUCUUACCGCACCUGAUUUGAACUGUUUCUCUGAUGAGUCUGGUUCUGAACAGUGUGGGUUCUUAGCCAAUGUAGAGAACUCCUGUUGCUAUGUGAAUAGAUAAAUGGUAUAGAAAUUUACUAUCGAGAAAGAAUAAGAUCCUGAGUUUUUCCUCUUAAA